AUGUACACGCGGACACUGCACUGCGCGAUCCGCCGGCCAUUGACCAUCCCCACGACCACCCCACCCCUUGGUCGAAACCCGGCCCGCGCCUUCACCCCCUCGCCCCGCCCACCCGCAGCCCAAAAUAUGCCGUCCGCGCCCAAGAUCACCAAGACCGAAGCCCUCCCCGCGGCGGAAGCGAAAUGGAUCGAGUUCCAGAAGAUCACCUGGAGCGAUCAAACGGGGCGGCGGCGCGUCUGGGAAGCCGCGAACCGCAAGACGCGCGGCACCGCUGGCGUCGACGCCGUCGCCGUCACGGCCGUCAUCCGCCACCCGAGCCGCAGGCCCAGCACAAUCAUCAUCCUGCAGUACCGCCCGCCCGUGGACGCGGUGUGUGUCGAGCUGCCCGCGGGCUUGGUGGACGAGAAGGAGUCGCCGAGCGAGGCGAGCGUGCGGGAACUGCACGAGGAGACGGGGUAUAAAGGGAAGCUUACGUUUAUCAGUCCCACGAUUGUUAGUGAUCCCGGCUUGAGCAGUGCGAAUAUGCAGUUGGCGACUGUGGAGGUCGAUUUGAAAGAGGGGGAUGCGGAGCCCGAGCAGGCGCUGGACGAUGGAGAGUUUAUUGAGAGGGUGGUCGUCCCGCUCGACGAGCUGUAUGAGAGGCUUGUGCAGUAUGACAAGGAGGGUAAGACGGUGGAUGCCAGGCUGUGGCAUUGGGCCGCAGGCAUGCACUUUGCGAAGACGAUGCUGUAG
Messenger RNA from Ascochyta rabiei, 732 nucleotides. RefSeq names its product ADP-ribose diphosphatase. Gene Ontology annotation, biological process: nucleoside phosphate metabolic process; ribose phosphate metabolic process. The record is from RefSeq and is a predicted model, not a curated record. Gene Ontology annotation, molecular function: ADP-ribose diphosphatase activity. The coding region runs from base 1 to 732 and encodes 243 amino acids. The transcript has a single exon. Gene Ontology annotation, cellular component: nucleus. Lineage: Eukaryota; Fungi; Ascomycota; Dothideomycetes; Pleosporales; Didymellaceae.